Cercopithifilaria johnstoni is the source of this 1056-nucleotide messenger RNA. NCBI's taxonomy places the organism in Eukaryota, Metazoa, Nematoda, Chromadorea, Rhabditida, Onchocercidae. The record is from the annotation of a GenBank genome assembly.
AUGUCGUGGUACUCAAAAAUUUAUGUAUUUGUGCGAAAUUAUCGUAAAAAGCAUCCGUUUCGUGGAUUCUUUCUAAAUUUAUCUCUAAAUGCGCUCCUUUUCAUGCAACUUCUCAUUUUCAUCUAUUCAUAUUACGUAUACACAUGGAUCACUUGUUUUCAAUUCUUAACAAACACCACUCAAAUUACAAUCUAUCUAAUCAUCUUCAAUGUGAUUCUCUUCAUGGUCAUUUGGUCUCUCAUAAUGUCACUUGUCACACCAACUGCACGAGUACCUCUUCAGUACUUUACCGAUAAGGAGACGGACGAAAAGAUAAAGGCAGUGACACCAUUCAAGGAAGACCGAUAUCUCCCAGACACAUCUACCAGUGAGCAGGUACAAAAUCAAUCCGAUAUAUUAAAUAGUUUUGCCGAAAAUAAGGGACUACGUUUCGUUGAAGUUGACAAUUUCAAUCGUCUAAGAUACUGCUAUCAAUGCUCGCUUAUCAAACCUGAUCGAAGCCAUCACUGUUCAUCAUGUGGUUUCUGUGUUGUUAAAUAUGAUCAUCAUUGCCCAUGGAUUAACAAAUGCGUCUCAUUCAAUAAUUAUAAAUACUUCAUCCUUUAUCUUAUCUAUAGUUGCAUCUUAUUAGCUUGGGCUUUGUUAACAAGCAUUGAAUGUAUCGUUCGAUAUUUUGUACGACAACAAUGGACCGAACAAAUUGUUAAUUUUAUUUGUGUCUUUUUAUGUGUUAUUUUAUUUGCUAUUUUUGGUUAUUAUCCACUUGGAGAGCUUCUCGUUUAUCACAUACGACUUGCGACCUUAAAUGAGACCACCUGCGAGCAAGCAAAACCACCUAAUAUUCGCGGGGAUUCAAAUGCUGAUUAUAAUAUGGGAACAUAUCGCAACUUGCGUGCUGUAUUCGGUUGGGGCCUAUGGGCAUUUCCCGUUGAUUCUCAUGUAGGAGAUGGAAUACACUUUCCCAUAUGUUAUUCCGAACGAUCAGCAGCUUGUGCUGAAAUUCGCUACAGCGUAUAUCGAGAAGAUGAACGAAAUAAAAAUUAUGAACAUUUUUGA